AUGAAGAAGUGUUCGCCCAUAAAGAUUCGCAAGAGUUUCCAUGAGAGAGAAAUUUGUUUUGAGCAAUUAACGCCAAUUGAUGGAGAUAGGAUAGAAAACAUUAAUGGAGAAGGGUGCAAUUGGAUUAUCUUUCCACAACCAGAGGUUAGGGCACGGGAGCAAAACCAGACUCUGAAGGUAGUCCCAAUGGAAUCUUUGGAUUGCUUUUCUGUACAGUAG
Messenger RNA from Prunus armeniaca (apricot), 219 nucleotides. The record is from the annotation of a GenBank genome assembly. Lineage: Eukaryota; Viridiplantae; Streptophyta; Magnoliopsida; Rosales; Rosaceae.